Messenger RNA from Suillus clintonianus, 438 nucleotides. RefSeq lists its product as uncharacterized. NCBI's taxonomy places the organism in Eukaryota, Fungi, Basidiomycota, Agaricomycetes, Boletales, Suillaceae. The coding region runs from base 1 to 438 and encodes 145 amino acids. The transcript has a single exon. The record is from RefSeq and is a predicted model, not a curated record.
AUGUACGUUGGAGUUGUGAGAUUCGGGGCGGCGCCCCCUCUGCCCCGUACCGGGCAGAGUAUGCUUGGGCAGUACUGCUCAGGCGGGGUUGCUGCUGGGGCUUUGAGUUCUGGGGGAUAUAUUUGCAUACGCCUGUGCCAUGAUCCUGCAAGGACUGCCGGCUUUGGGUUUUGGGGAAUAUGUUUUGUUUACAGCGCCAACCGUCUAGCAUUUGUCUCCUCGUACGAGGGGACAAUUCCAACGUACGUUGGAGUUGUGAGAUUCGGGGCGGCGCCCCCUCUGCCCCGUACCGGGCAGAGUAUGCUUGGGCAGUACUGCUCAGGCGGGGUUGCCGCCGGUGCUUCGAUUUCUGGGGAAUAUCUUUAUUUACGCCAGUUUCAAGGACUGCCAGCUUUGGAUUCCGGGGAUAUACUAACAUUUGCCACACCGAUAGUCUAG